This is a messenger RNA of Rhizophagus irregularis DAOM 181602=DAOM 197198, 241 nucleotides long. The record is from RefSeq and is a predicted model, not a curated record. NCBI's taxonomy places the organism in Eukaryota, Fungi, Glomeromycota, Glomeromycetes, Glomerales, Glomeraceae.
AUUCUUUUUUUUUUUUUUCGUUAUUAAUACUUCGUUUUUUUUUUUAAAUACUACUUAUCAAGUAGUUUUAAAUCAUUUUAAGAUCUUUUUCAGAUCAAAAUUUUAUCAACUAUACUUUUUAAGUUUUAUAACACAAAAGAUUUUUUUAUGACAUGAUUUCAUAUUUCUUUUUCCCCUUUAAAACUUACGCUUUUUUUUUUCUUUAAAUGAACCACACUAAAAAAAAAAAACUAAAAAAAAA